AUGUCCCCCCACCCUGCCAUCCUCCUGGGCCUAGUGCUCUGCCUGGCCCAGCUGAUCCACAUGAAGUACGAGGUCCUGCUCACACCCUCCAUCUCUGCUGAGCCACACUUUGUGAUCCCCCGGGGAAAGUCUGUGACCUUCGUGUGCCAGGGCCCGGCCCAGGUUAAGUUAUUCCGUCUGGAGAAGGAGGGAAGAGAAAAUAAUUACAGAGAUGCUGAAAAUGAGUCUCAAGUUGGCUCAUCUUAUGCAGAGGCCAGAUUCUCUAUCGACUCAGUAACUGAAAAAAAUGCUGGACGUUAUCGCUGUGUCUAUCAUAUGUCUGGCAAGUGGUCAGAGUACAGUGACCACCUGGAGCUGAUUGUGACAGAAAUCUCUGAAGAUUUUAGCUCCCCUUGCACAGAGCCCAGCCAUGAAACUAAACAGGGGCCUUCAGAUGACAGUAAUGAUGGCGGUGAGGGGACACAGGAGCGUGAGCCUGGCACACCUGCUUCCCUUGGCCUGAGGAAGGAGUAUCUUUAUAUUCUCACUGGGGUCUUUGUGAUCUUUCUCCUUUGUCUUCUCCUCCUGGUCAUCUUCCUCUAUCACAAGAGAAAAAAAAAACAGGGGCUCCCCAGCAGCAAGGAUGCCAAGCAGAGGCCACAGCAGAGGCCCAGCCCAGCUGUUGAUGUCCUGGAGAGGACAGCAGUUGUGGCCUCCAUCGAUGAACUUCCUGAGAAGGACAGAGAGACGGACACCUCGGCCCCUGCUGCAGGGGACACCCAGGAGGUGACAUAUGCACAGCUGGACCACUGGGCCCUCACGCAGAGGACAGCCCAUGCUGUGUCCCCACAGUCCAUGGAGCCUAUGGUGGAGUACAGCACAUAUGCAGCUGUAGCCAGACAUUGA
Messenger RNA from Carlito syrichta (Philippine tarsier), 885 nucleotides. RefSeq names its product leukocyte associated immunoglobulin like receptor 1 (gene LAIR1). The transcript is spliced from 10 exons. NCBI's taxonomy places the organism in Eukaryota, Metazoa, Chordata, Mammalia, Primates, Tarsiidae. The coding region runs from base 1 to 885 and encodes 294 amino acids. The record is from RefSeq and is a predicted model, not a curated record.